Messenger RNA from Drosophila busckii, 3010 nucleotides. It is a transcript of the gene Ddr, whose product is annotated as discoidin domain-containing receptor 2. The transcript has 13 exons. Lineage: Eukaryota; Metazoa; Arthropoda; Insecta; Diptera; Drosophilidae. Gene Ontology annotation, molecular function: ATP binding; protein kinase activity. The record is from RefSeq and is a predicted model, not a curated record. Gene Ontology annotation, biological process: protein phosphorylation. The coding region runs from base 374 to 2944 and encodes 856 amino acids.
UUGCUGGAGUAACGUGUCGCGCAAUUGAAAUUGGCGGCGUUUUCAUCGUCCACAGCGUCAGCGUCGUCGUCGUUUUCGUAUUCGUGCGUCUGUGUGUGUGCGUGCGUGUGUGUGUGAGUGGCGCUGCCAAUUAGUGUUACAUACGUGCAACAGUCUCGUGUGCGUGUGCGCGUUUCUCUGCCUGUGUGUGUGUGCCCCAUGCUUAAGCUUGGGGCGCCACCGCUUGCUGCCCACAACAAAAUUUUAUAAACAAAUUCUGCUUCACUAAAUGUUAUUAACCUUUUGCUAGCUUUUACAAAAAAUGUGUGAAAUUUCACAAGCGCUGUACGUGUGAAAAAAAGAGAGAGCAACAACAACAACAACAAAAGUCAAAAUGCCAGCAAUCAAAUUACAGCAAUUGAAUUCGUUACAAUGCUCUGUACUGGGCGUUGGGCGUGGCAGCAGCAGCAGCUGUUGGCAUUUGGCAACAAAUUAUUUAAAAAGUUAUUGCCACAUUCAGCGUCAUGGUGUUAAUAACAAUAAAACUUUAUGCAUGCUGACAUUGACUUUGAUUUUAUUGAGCGUACACCAGGCAGCGGCAGCAGCAGCAGCAGCAUCAACAACAACAGCCGUGGGCAGCGCAGUCGGCGACGCGACUGCAUUGGAAAUUGGCACUUGCAAACAAGCAUUGGGCAUGGAAUCUGGCGCUAUAGCUGACUUUCAAAUCACAGCAAGCUCAGCUCAUGAUAUGGGCAAUGUGGGACCGCAGCAUGCAAGACUCAAAGUGGAUAACAAUGGAGGAGCUUGGUGUCCCAAGCACAUGGUCUCACGUGCUUUGAAGGAAUAUCUACAAAUUGAUCUGCUGCAGGUGCAUUUGGUCAGUGCGAUUCGCACUCAGGGUCGCUUUGGCAAAGGUCAGGGCCAGGAAUAUACCGAAGCCUAUGUGCUGGAGUAUUGGCGACCUGGCUUUGAGAAAUGGCUGCGCUGGAAGAGCAUUCAAGGCAAAGAGAUACUUCCCGGCAAUAUAAACACCUACAGCGAGGUGGAGAAUCUGCUGCAUCCCAGCAUCUUUGCUUCCAAGGUUCGCAUCUAUCCCUACAGUCAAUACGAUCGCACCGUCUGCCUGCGCGCCGAGAUUGUUGGCUGCGCCUGGGAAGAGGGCAUUGUGUCCUAUAGCAUGCCCAAGGGCGUGCAACGUGGCAUGGAAAUUGAUUUAUCGGAUAAGACCUAUGAUGGCAUUGAGGAGAAUGAACGAUUUGUAAAUGGAUUGGGUCAGUUGGUGGAUGGGCAACGUGGCAAGGAUAACUUUCGCUUGGAUAUCAAUGGAUUUGGCAAAGGCUACGAAUGGGUUGGCUGGCGUAAUGAUACUUUAUAUGGUCGUCCAGUGGAAUUAACAUUCGAAUUUGAAACUGUGCGUAACUUUAGCGCUGUGAUUAUUCAUACCAACAAUAUGUUCAGCAAAGAUGUGCAGGUGUUUGUGCAUGCAAAAGUUUUCUUCAGCAUUGGCGGACGUCAGUUUGCCGCUGAGCCAGUGCAGUUCUCCUAUAUGCCCGACCAGGUGCUGGAUCAUGCUCGGGACGUGACAAUCAAAUUACAUCAUCGCCUGGGGCGCUAUCUACAGUUGCAUUUGUAUUUCGCCGCUCGCUGGAUGAUGCUCAGCGAGAUUACAUUCAUAUCAGUGCCCGUGGCGGGCAAUUUCACAGAUGAGGAGCUGCUCAAUGUGCCGCCCUCGAAUGGUGUCGCCGUGGCAAACACAUCCGAAUAUCCCUUGCAACGCGAUGAGGUUGGACGCGCUGUCAGCAGCGGUGGCGAGCGCAGUCAACAUACCACGCAAGUUAUCUCGCCCAAGCCCAUGGACCAUCAGGAACCGGAAACGAGUUUCGUUGGCGUCAUAAUCACAGUGCUGGCUACGAUUAUACUGAUGCUGGUUGCCAUUAUACUUUUGAUAAUAGCGCGCAAUAAGCGUGGACGCGGACGUGGCAACAACGUUUUGGAUGCAUUUCAGCACAAUUACAAUCCGGAUACGCUGGGCGGCAUUGAUAAGCGCCUCAAUGGCAAUGGCGUCUUGAAGGUGGUAACAACAAUGGAUGACAAUGAGUCGUCCAUUGACAAGAACAGUCUCUACCAUGAGCCCUUCAAUGUGAACAUGUAUACGAGCGCGGCCAGUGCCUGCUCCAUGAAUGACCUGCAGCGUCAGCAUGUAACGCCGGACUACACAGAUGUGCCGGACAUUGUGUGCCAGGACUAUGCAGUGCCCGUGCCUCACAUGCAGCAGCUGUUGCCGCCGCCGCCGAAUGCCGCUGGCACAGCUACGGGCCGCAGCUCACUCAAUGCGGCAUCCAUUGUGGCAGCAGCAGCAGGAGCGUCAGUUACGGGCACACAGACGGGCGUGCCACCAGUGCCACCGCCGCCGGAGAAAUAUUACGCAGCCACACCAAUUUGCAGCAAAACAGUGGCAGUCGGUCCGGCUGGCUCCCAAAGCAGCGGCUCGUUGAGUUUAAGCUCCUCGAAUACAGCGGCGACCACGCCCACGCCAACGGGAGGCAAACCGCAUCAUUACAAUUUGGAUAUGAGCGCUAAUUUCGCCGACAUCAACGAGGAGCAGGCCAAUUGCCAAGUGCAGGAGUUUCCCCGCCAAUCUCUCGUCAUUGUGGAGAAACUCGGAACCGGCGUAUUUGGCGAACUGCAUUUGUGCGAAACAAAUGUGCUGAACGCCACCUUAGUCGCCGUGGCAACUCUACGCCCUGGGGCUGGCGAUCAUCUGCGCAAGGAAUUCCGCGCUAAGGCCAAGCAGCUGGCACGCCUCAAUGAUCCGAAUGUGGCGCGUUUGGUGGGCGCCUGUCUGCGCGACGAGCCAAUUUGCAUUGUUCAGGACUAUUCGAAUUGUCUGGGCGACUUGAAUCAAUUUCUGCAGGAGCAUGUGGCCGAAACGAGCGGAUUGCUGGCUAAUAAGAGUUUGAGGUAAGUUUAGAGAGCGAGAGAGAUAGAGAGUUGUUGCAACAUAGACUAAUGUGAUGUCUCUUUGCGUUGC